CAUUUGUCAUGGCUUGUGGCGCACUUGUGAACAGGGCACUGGCACUCCACAGCUUUCUAGUCUCUCUAAAGUUUUAUCUUCCAUUACUUGUCUUUUGAAGUCUAAAGAAAUAUGGCAGGACAGUUAAAUCAACCUCUUUUUAUGAUGUGACAUUACUCGGGGGAAAGAGUGAAGAAAAAAAAGCAAAGAGCUAAGGGGUCCUGCCCUCCCUCGCCUCGCUCAUUUCUGAAUUACUCUACUGUCGAUGGGAAGCUGGGACAGAAUGGCGGAUUUAUAUUCUCUCUUGAUUCGCGGUGGCAUUUUGUCAACAUUAUUCAUGAUUACACUGGCUGUGGACAGGGCCGUGCUUUGUGCGGAGGACAGUCUCCUGGUGGAGAAGUCCAAAGAUGUGGAAAUACCAUCGGAGUGUGUCACAAGCUGCACCGCACAGACGUAUGGCAGAAUGUUUCUGAGGCAGGACACAAAGACUGUCCGUUUCAAAUGCUCUGACACAGGGGAUAAAGGAGAGUACUGCUGGUCCACGCACAUCAGCUGCAGAACAGGAGAGAGCUUGCUACAGGCUUAUGUCAUCUUGCCCAUGCACAAGUCAACAAUCAGUGGUGAAUCACCGGGACUUCAAACCCCCUCGGCCACACACAAGAAUCUGCUGAGACCUCACCGAGGACAAGUAGCACCUCUCGCUGAUGAAUGUGGCCUGUUCUAUGAUGUCAUGGACUACUUCGGAGGGACAAAGCGGGAGCUAAAUUUCUGUGUUAAGGUGGUGCCACACCACCUCGGGGACGGCCUGCGAUGUCCACCGUUCCUUGUGACAGUUUGGCAAAACCAAAACCACUCCCCGGUCAACCAUGGUGAAGGGUGACUGAGAAUUUGGAAUCUACUCAAGCCAGCUAGACAAACCUGAAUAAUCUUUGUGUUGCGUAAUAUGACAUUUCCCUGUUCAUGUCAAAGUGACCUGUAAUAUUUUACAUAGCAGAGAAUUUGAAGUUCAAUGGCUAGUUGUAUUGCAUGCCUGCAGAAUGCUAGGCCCAUUUAUAGUGGGAUUAAACAACCAUUUAUACAAGGAAUGUUAACUCUAACUUCUAAUAGAAAAAUCUAAAAUGUAAAAAAAAGU
Sardina pilchardus (European sardine) is the source of this 1111-nucleotide messenger RNA. RefSeq lists its product as uncharacterized. The transcript is spliced from 2 exons. NCBI's taxonomy places the organism in Eukaryota, Metazoa, Chordata, Actinopteri, Clupeiformes, Clupeidae. The record is from RefSeq and is a predicted model, not a curated record. The coding region runs from base 245 to 859 and encodes 204 amino acids.